Molecule: messenger RNA, 3428 nt
Organism: Pieris brassicae (large cabbage white)
Lineage: Eukaryota; Metazoa; Arthropoda; Insecta; Lepidoptera; Pieridae
Gene: ie1
Product: juvenile hormone esterase-like
Exons: 7
Coding region: 152-769 (205 amino acids)
Source: RefSeq, a predicted model, not a curated record
CGGCUUUAAGGACCAGGUGACGGCCCUUCGUUGGGUGAAGCGGAACAUUGAAUCAUUUGGUGGGGACCCCAACUGCGUGACUGGCGGGUUAUAGUGCCGGAGGAAUGAGUGUCGUCUAUGUCUAAAGGUUUGUUUCAUUCGAGCAAUUUCCAUGAGCGGCUCGCCUUUCUCCCAAAUCCCUCGGAGCCAGGAACUCUUGUCACUGGCCGUGCGUCAGGCGCGUCUAGUCGAUUGUCCUGAUUCCUUAACGAGAGCUAUUGUCGACUGUCUCAGAACCGUUCCUUGGAGAAGACUUGGGGAUUCACUUAAAGGAUUUAGGGACUUCUCAAUCGACCCAAUAAUAAUCUGGAGACCAGUGAUCGAGAGAGACUAUGGCCAGGAGCGGUUCUUGGCUGAAGAUCCGAUGGUCAGCAUUAGGGAGGGGAGGAUCAGCUCGGUUCCUUUCAUCGUCAGUCAGACAAGAGACGAAUUCUUCUGGGAGGCUUUCUUGGUAUUGGACAACUUCAUACACACGUCCCUGAUCAACUCCGAUUGGUACCGAGUGUCGCCAAUUGCGUUCAUGCUGCCGUCGCCCUCCAACCACGCCGCUGCCGUUCUCGGAGAGGCUUAUGUGGGAAAUCAACCCCUCGAGAAUAACACAGAAGAUGCCCAAAAUCUGGGGAAGCUGUAUGGAGACGCGGUCAUUGGCUUUGGGGUUCACAGGAAGGUACUGCUCUUCCUCCAACUUGGAGUUGGACCUCCUCGACCAGUUGGUAUACCUAAGCACUGACUGGCCGGCACGAAGGCCUCAGAGAAGACCACGAUGAGCUGAUUUAUCUGUUCUCACUCCUUUGAAGACAUUCCACUAUCACCUUCUCACGACUCUAUCAUGGUGGACAAGCUCACUACUAUCGUCUACAAUUUUGCACGUACGGGGUCACGUGGGUUCGAUGGGAAGCAUGUUGAAAUGAUGAUAGCAAAUAAUGUGCGUAUCUGACUUGGAGAUGCAGAAAUAAUUGCUUCAGCGAUUGUCGUGUCCCAAUGAGUAUCGUUUUCAAGCAAAUUUAGCUCUUGACAUGCUGCACGAAAUGUGGGGCACACGAUACCAUUAACAGUUCGUAGUUAUUCAAAUGAUGUUGGCCCUCGAACAUGUACCAGCAACAACCGCAAAUAGAAACAUUCAUCAUUCUUCGGAAGAACUGUGUAAAUACGACCAAGAGCAUCAGUAGAACGCAUAUCUGGAUGACCAGGAAAUGCAUCGCCUUGCUUCCUACGUUGAAAUUUCUUCGAUGUAGCGUUCCAAGUGUAAUAACGUGGCAUUUCUGAGUAAAGCAAAGUUCGUGCGAACGGAUCACUUUGACAAAUCGCAAAUAAACUGGUCAGUGUUGUCGCUGGAGGUGUGCCGGCACGUUGAGCAGCAUUCGACGCUGUGAAAUAUACUCUCUGACCGUUUUCUAGAUGCACCCCCAAAUGUAAAACAGUGGGAUGACGUUCGUGAAUAGGGAAUGAAAAUAUACGCCAAAUUGCUUCAUUGCAGUUCACAUAUCUACCAACUUGAUAGCGCGUGAUUUCAUCGUUGGUAUUGCAUGUUUGGAUACCAAAAACCGCUCCCUUUCGUGACAUAUUUGCAAAUGUAUUUAAUUGACUUGACCGAAUUGCAAUACUCAACAUUACAAUGUGCUUUGAAUGUUUUGGAAAGAAGUGGCGAAUAUGGAACAAUCCAACUGUUGUCAACUACGAAAUCGUUUCCUUUCACUUUAGUUGUGAUAGUUCUACCAUUAUCAUUGGGCGAUCGACGCCGAUACAAUGGAUAACCAUCGUUGCCUGUAAUGGUCUCUGCCGUCAAUUUUCGUAGAUACCGUUUGGAACACUUGCCGUGCCGUAUGUCGGUUGAUAGUGCCACACGGUCCAUGAAUCAUAUUCGUGACUACAACAUCAUGUAGGUCUGGAUCGGUUUCAGGAGCAGGAAUCUCCGCACAUAUGAUGUCAUCUAUUUGAUCUGGCCGAAUUCUUUCGACUAACCAAAUCCGAAUGUGAGCAUGCGGUAGGCCUCGUUUUUGCCAUUCGAUUGAAUACAUCCAGCAUCGAGUAUUCCCAAAGACGUGUUGCUUAACAAUGUAAUUCAUUAGUGACCGAAUUUUUUGCCUGAAAACACGUGCGGUGAUGUCGUGUCGAUCACUUGAUGUUUGUCCGGGAAGCAGCAAUUGAAUAAUUUCUAUCCAUUUCGGAUUACAUGUAAAUGUAAUGAAUAGAUCUGGCCGACCAUAAUGACGAACAUAUGUCAUAUUCAUGCAAAUGACGCGGGCUACCUAUGUAUGUCGCCGGUAAAAUAGUCAAUCGACCAACAUUUUCUGAAUCUCCUUCUGUGCUAAUUGCAUCGCGUAAAUGGAUAUUGCAUUGCGGCUUCGCUGGGAAAGAUUAGAUCUUCUAGGACGCGGCAUUGUUAUUAAAAUGUGCACUCGCAUAAAACCACCAAAUAUAAUAACAGUGCCUGAACUUUCGAGACAUAGACAAUAGCUCAAAGGGUAUAUAACCACUACGUAUGAAUAGCUUAUCAAGAAAAAUCAUAGACAACCUAUAAAAAGACAUUUACACUUUUGUUAGCCUGUAGAUUUUUUUUCCUUAAUCUUAUAACCUUUACCAACUGAUUUUUUAUUCCCUAAAUUCUGUUCCUUCCCGAUGAUUUUAUGUUUUUACUGUAGAAUAAAUCUUAGGUAUUAUUUUCGGGAAUUAAUGUCUAAAACAAACAAAUAUAACAGUACCUGAACUUUGUAGACAUUUUACAAAAAAUAAAUUUCUGAACACACACAUGAUGUCUUCAGAAAAAAAUAAAGUUGUGGCUUAAAGGUCUCAGCAACCAGGCCAUAAGCUCCAAAAAAAAAUAGUUGUUACACUAUUUGACAGGAUUGGACAACAAAUGUUUGACAUGUAAUAAAUAAAUCAGCAUCUAUUGAAAUGAUUAAGUAUUCAUUACACAUAUCGAGUUUUCAUUGUUUUUAAGAUGUAUUCUGCUAUUCGGGACGGAAAAAAACCCAACAAAUCAAAAACCAUGGCAAUCGGUCCAGCCGUUCUCGAGUUAUAAGUGUUGUAACAAACACGACUUUCUUUUAUAUAUAUAGAUUACUACUAUUUUAUGUUUAGAACAAUCUGACGUGACCCGAACCCUCUUUGGGGUACUUCUCCCCCCACAUGGGUGCCCUUUACCCCAUCUAACGGGACUAAUCUCUCUAUCUCGGAACAAUACACGUUAGGACAAGAUUGGUAUAAAGAGAGAUAUCGCAUUUGGGAACAACUCUACCCUAUAGAUUGUAGUUUGUAAAGAAUAUUGAAUUAUCAGUCGCAAAACUGUAAAUACAUAAGAAUAUUUAUAUGUAAUUUAAAAUUGAUGUGAUUACACUUUCUAUUUCAUAUUUAGCAAGCUACUAAAAUAAAUUAUACUAACAGCAUUG